Cladophialophora immunda is the source of this 2807-nucleotide messenger RNA. RefSeq lists its product as uncharacterized. The transcript has 3 exons. The record is from RefSeq and is a predicted model, not a curated record. Lineage: Eukaryota; Fungi; Ascomycota; Eurotiomycetes; Chaetothyriales; Herpotrichiellaceae. Bases 9 to 2807 code for a protein of 932 amino acids.
CGUGAAUCAUGGCAGAGGCUUUUGGUCUGGCUGCCAGUGUUUUCUCAGUCGCUGGGUUGGCAGGACAGCUGGCACAAGGCUCAGCGUUUCUCUACAACUUUUUCAAAGACAUCAGAAACGCACCAGCUGACGUUAGAUCAUUGUGCAAUGAGCUCCGAAUCAUCUCUUCGACUCUCACUACCAUCCAUCAAUCCUACGAUAUUCAAGACGCCGACCUAGAGCAGGCUCUGCGCCGUUGUGAGCAAGUUAUCAAUGGCCUCUCAACAAUGAUAAAAUCCAUCACGCCGGCGGAUGAACUUCCGGAGUGGAAGAAAAUUCGCCAAAGGUUUAUAGCAGCUCUGAACCGGUCAGAAUCAGCAAAACAUCUUCGCGCUCUGGAAAGGGCCAAAUCCAUGCUUUUGCAAUGCUGCACAAACAACAUGAGGAAAAGCCAAUCUGCUCAGGCGUGCAUCGCUGUAGACACUCACAACGUCGUUUUAGACGCCCAGAAGACGGCUAUUGACACCAUGAGCACCGUCAUUGACACCCACAGAGCUGUUGUCGAGACCCGGAACACUACUAUUGGCACUGAAAGGACCAUACUUGACACGCAGAGGAUCGUCGGAGAAAUUAGAGCAGGGACAUCAAGUAUCUGUGAAUCUAGUGUGCAAAUCAGGGAGAUCACCUCCGAAACUCGCACGCUGGUGAACAGAUUCGCCGACGACACUUCACAUAUGCGAAACGUGACUGAACGGAUCGAAGCUGCUUCGCGAGAGCUACUCGGAAAGCCUCAGGAUAUCGCACCCGAACUGCUACAAGCCUUUACCAAGGAAGUCCCUCGGAUAAUAUCCAGGACUGUCUGUCGGCGCCUCGAAAAGAUGCUGAGAGAACAAGUCGACCAGGGCAGCGGCAAGGGUCCCCACAUCAUCAACCCUGGAGAAUGUAGCACGGCCAGACUUCGAGACGGAAUUCCCGACGAGAGACCUUCUGCCUCACUACGACCGAGUUCAACUGAGAAACUUCCAGAUCAUCCCGCAGAUCACUGGGUCUUGAAGUCGUCAAUAUCAACCUCGAGGCAUCUGAUUUCGAAUUCCUUCCUGGGAUCCUUGACUAUCAGGACCACAGUCAAGUCAUACUCCCGGAAACGAAGUGAUGGUUCAGGUAGAGAUGAGAAAGAGGAGCGUCAAACGACAGUCACAUUUCUACCCGCGACCUGGCUCAUGUCGAAAGGUGCUGUCCUGGCAUACAAUACCUGGAAACGCAUUGGAGGUGGCGCACAUCAAAGCCCCAUUUACAGCUUAAAAACAGUCAAUAUUGUUCCGAGUGAUUCUAAAAUCAUCCAAGCUUGCGUUUCAUGUGAUUUAACAAGUAUACGAACUCUAUUCGACUCCGGCCAGGCUUCGCCUUUUGAUGUAGGCCCGGGUGGCACGAAUCUUCUUGUCUACGUCGCCACGAGCCCCAUCAUCCAAGGCGUAGAUAGUUUCAUGGGGCAGCACUCACUCCCAAGAUCACAGGCAUCAGAAACGAAAAGCGAAAUUGGAGAACUUCUCGAGAUGAUGCACAUAGUGAACCUACUCACGAGCCUGGGGGUUGAUGCUGGUGACCGUGACCUGAACAAUUUAAACGCGCUCACUAUGCUGUGUGUAGCCUGGCCAGCCUCCACUAAGCUUGACAAAUUCAGCUUUCUCCUCGACAAGUUGCUACUGGAGGCGAAAACCGACCCUUUCAGUUCUAACAACCCACUCCUGCCCUGCUACCACCCAACUCCAGUAGAAGUCCUGAUCCGUCAAAAGGAAUGGCGGUUGCAAUGGACUCCGCUGCAGUUCCUCGCGCUCUUCGAUUUCGGCCUGAUUCAUGACCUGAUAGACGUGCCCAGCCCAACCAGAUCAUUCGUUGAGUUCUGGACUGUGACUCCCGAUGCCGCCAUCGAGGCAUAUCUUCAGGCUAAGUUGAGCGUGGUUCAAAUUUUCUUAGCACAUGACACUUUCCCCGUGCAGAAAUUCACAAGCCUUGGGGAGGAAGCCAUUCAAAGGUUGAUUCACCAUGGAGGAGACGUCAUUGCUUUGCUGUCCGAGCAUGAUGAUGAUGGCAAUGAUCCACCAUGCCUGCAUCGGGUGCGAAAAUUGGUCCUAGUUAGCACUUUUAUGAUCACGGCACUAGGGCUUCUGUUGGAGUUUUGGUGCCCAUAUCUUGCAACAAAGGACCAGCACGAUGAAAUCUCUUUGCACGCCCAACAGCAUAACAUGCGGACCAUAAACAUUUGGAGGAAGGCACUGGAGAAGGCAUGUGGCAAUGCCCAAGACGCACAAUCAAACAAACCUCCUUCUAAUCAUGGUACCGGAAUUUCAGGAUGUGCUUCAGUUGAGCGAAGGGAUGAAGUCAAUAGUUUUGACGAAGAUGGAUGGGAGACAGAAGCUUCUGAUGGACCAACAUCGGGCUGGGAAACUGAGGAGGAGUGGGAAGAAGGAUACCUAUUGGACACCGCUGUCGAUAUUGGCGAUCGGAAUGCGACGACUACCUUGCCGGCACGUUUGAAACGUUGCACUCGCUGCAGAGUCGCUUCAAAUUGCGCAGCAAUUUGGGAAGAUAGGGACACGGCAGGGCUAAAUCUCCCUUUCCCACUGCGACUCGCAACAGACAGGGGUUUUCAGAUCAACGGUCGUGCUGUGCCCCGAUUUGAUUAUGAUGAGGACUACUGGCAGCACGUCUACGCUAGGUUUGGGUCGGAGGAAAGUGAUCGUUGUCUUUACGAGCCAGCGACAGGUCAAGUAUUGGAAACUCUGGCCAAGGCAUCCGAUUCAUUCAUCCUCGCUUCCAAGGGUCGCUGA